AAUUCAUCAAACUUCAAUGGUAUAACCUAGAAGCCUUGUUUCAGUGUAUUUAAUCCCUUUCUUGUUUAACUGGGGUGUCUCUUUGAUCUUCAGGCAGUAUAGAGUUUCAAGCCACUAUUGUUUAUUUUCUAUGUGUUUUGCUUAAAUAUUUCAUGGAAAAUGAAGGGGAGAAACUUGGUUUUCAAGUUUCUGGAAUCCUUCAGAAGAAAGUCAACAAGUCGCUUUCUCCAUCGUUCUGAUUCUUGGAUCCCAGUUUGUAGAUGAAGCCCAGCUAUAGUAACCAAGGAGGAGAUCCAUCCUGUCCUAAAGUCUUGCAGUGUGAAACUUGCAAUGGUCUCUUUGUAUGUUAAUUUCUCCAUCUCUAGAAUGGAUGCAAUUGUUUUUACCACCCUUAGGGAGGUGUCAUUAAAUCACUGAAAUGAUACUGGAAGAAAACAAGAGUGAUUAAUCUUGCAGAACAACACAUCUGUAUUUUCUCCAUAUUCUCCAACGUGCAUGAAAAGUUCCUUCAGAAGAGAAUGUUUACAUUGGAUGUAUGUAUACCUGAUUUGAUAAUCCCAAACUGCACCCCAACCACCCACUUCUGAAUAGGGGGAAAAAAAAAUCAGAAGCCUGCAGUUGUGUAACAUGAAAUCUCUUCUGGACUGGAGCCCAUCGCUGUGGUUUUUGGCAACACAACCAGCACAACAUCUCCUUUCUCAUCUCUUGGGAAAAAAAAAAAAAAAAAAAAACCAACAGAGGAAAAAAAUACCUUGAGAAUAAAGGUAAUGAUUAAUCUAUCAGGCACAAAAAGGAUCGUUUUGGGGAUUUCAGACUGUAACUCACAAAGUCAGAUAAACAACAGUGAACAGGGGAUGACAAUUUCACCAGGAGAGGAUUAAGUCACGGGCUGCAAUUGGGACAGCGUUUGUACAGUCAGAGAAUCUCACCGGACAUCUCCAGGAAUCUGAGCAGUUGCUAAAACUUCAGUUUUCACGUGCGAGUGAAGUAGGGGCCAGAAGAAGCAGGGACUGGUGGAGAGAGUGGUUCUUGGAGAAGCCCCACGAUGCAGCCUGGGAAGGGGCAAAAGGGGAAAAGCUUCAAGCAGAAGCUGGUCUUGAAGAGCAGCUUAGCUAAAGCAACAGUCUCUGAGUUCUUGGGCACCUUCAUAAUGAUUGUCCUUGGAUGUGGCUCUGUCGCCCAAGCUGUCCUCAGUCGAGGUCUCUUUGGAGGAAUUGUCACUAUCAAUGUUGGAUUUGCCAUGGCAGUUGUAAUGGCCAUUUAUGUGACUGGGGGUGUCUCUGGUGGCCACAUCAACCCAGCUGUGUCUUUUGCAAUGUGUCUCUUUGGACGAAUGAAAUGGUUCAAAUUUCCUUUUUAUGUGGGAGCCCAGUUCUUGGGAGCCUUUGCAGGAGCUGCAACCCUCUUUGGCGUUUACCAUGAUGGACUUAUGGCCUUUGCUGGUGGAAAAUUGCUCAUCGUGGGAGAAAAUGCAACAGCCCACAUUUUUGCAACGUACCCAGCUCCAUAUCUGUCUUUGACGAAUGCGUUUGCAGACCAAGUAGUGGCCACCAUGUUCCUCCUCAUGAUUGUCUUUGCCAUUUUUGACUCCAGAAACUUGGGAGUCCCCAAAGGCCUAGAGCCCAUUGUCAUCGGCCUCCUGAUUAUCGCCAUUUCUUCUUCCUUGGGACUGAACAGUGGCUGUGCCAUGAACCCAGCUCGAGACCUGAGUCCCAGACUUUUCACUGCUUUGGCAGGUUGGGGGUUUGAGGUCUUCACAGCUGGAAAUAACUUCUGGUGGAUUCCCGUAGUGGGUCCUUUGGUUGGCGCGGUCAUUGGAGGCCUCAUCUACAUUCUUAUCAUUGAGAUCCACCACCAAGAUCCUGACCCAGACUUCGAGACAGGACAAUCUGAGGAGAAACUAGAUAAAUAUGAACUUAGUGUGAUAAUGUAGUAGUGUGCUCAGUUCGGGUUUACCAUUGGCUGCCCCAGUAUUCUCUUCAGAAAAGAUGGCAUCCAGGGGUCUGUGUUUUCACAAGACUAGGAUGGAAUCCACCCAAUUUCCUCUGCUAGCCAUGUGAGGCACCUAAUUGUAAAAGCAUUCAAGUGAAAGUUUGUAAAUGCUGACCUCUUCUUCACCGGUUUCCCCCAGAAUAGCACUGACUGUCCCCUGAAAUAGCCUUAUUUCCUGCUCUGUUUGUUUCAUCCUUUGAUGAGAAUCCUUAUUACUAGGCAAGCACUGAUAACUUAGAACCUUGACCAUGGACUUAUUUGGAUGAUCUCAGCUGCACUACCUGUAUGAAAAAGCAUUACGAAAGCCUUAUUUUUUCCACAAAGAUUAUGUUUGGAGUAUCAACCAAAACUAAAUUGAAAGACAAAAACUGUGAUUUUAAUUAAUAUGUCCAUGAAUUAGGGAGCUAAUAGGUUAACUCUGUAGUUAUGUUGCGCAACUAUAUUGGUAUAAAUACAGAUACUCUUCAAACCUAGGGAUAUAGGAAUCAGUAGAAUACGCUGGAAAGCACAGGGAAGGACACUGCGGCAUUCAGAAACCUCAGGAGACAAGAUAAAUUUGGGAAACCAAAUGGAAUUUUUUAAUGGAAACCAUUUAUCAGAUUAAUCUCUUGCUCUUUGCAUUUUAGAGGGCACCAGUUAAUUUUCUUGUCUUUAGUAUAUAAUGACCUAAAAUACAACUAUAACCUCAGGCAUGAAAAUUACAUCACCCUGUACUUUUAACUCAAAUGUACUUUCCUAAUUGUCCACUUGAGGACAGACAUUUGACAAGUUAAGUCAAUGUCUGCACUCAUCCGUUAUUCUACACAGGCCCUAGAAGCCAAAACUGGAAGCCAUGGGAUCUUGGUCUAGUGGAAUCUUCAGAAUAGAAGGUCCCAGGAAAGAUAGUGUUACCUCAUGGGGCUUUACAGUUCACAAAAACACUUUCCCAUUUAUUAUCUAAUUUAAUCCUCAUAGUGACUGUCCGAGGUAAAUGCCAUGCUGCCCAUUUUUUCAGAUAAGGAAACAAAGUCUUGGGGAAGUUAAGUGAGUUGCCUAAGGUCACAUGGAAAGUUGAACCUCAUCUACUGCAUCGUAUACCUUUCAGAAGAUCAGUAACUGGCCAAGAAUCUCGGCCAGCCCUCCUCGGCCAGCCAGAAGACAUGGGAUUGGCAGCUGCCAAAAUGUGUACACCUUCUGGAUGUAAUGUUCCCGGGAUCCUAAAAUAUAAAGACCUUCAUCGUGUGGUUUUUUUUUUCUUAACAUAUAAUGUAUUAUUUGUUUCAGGGGUACAGGUCUGUGAUUCAUCAGUCUUGCACAAUUCACAGCGCUCACCAUAGUACUUAUCCUCCCCAAUGUCCAUCACCCAGCUACCCCAUCCCUCCCACCCCCCUACACUUCAACAACCCUCAAUUUGUUUCCUGAGAUUAAGAAUUCCUCUUAUCGGGGUGCCUGGGUGGCUCAGUUGGUUAAGCGACUGCCUUCGGCUCAGGUCAUGAUCCUGGAGUCCCGGGAUCGAGUCCCACAUCAGGCUCCCUGCUCGGCGGGGAGUCUGCUUCUCCCUCUGACCCUCCCCCCUCUCGUGCUCUCUGUCUCUCAUUCUCUCUGUCUCAAAUAAAUAAACAAAAUCUUUAAAAAAAAAAAAAAAAGAAUUCCUCUUAUCAGUGAGACCAUCAUGUGGUUUUAUUCCUGCUGUUACUGAAACACUAACAAAGGAAAGAGGUCGCAAUUUGGUCAUAUUUUUCAUGUGUUGAAAAAACAUUAUCAGAAUGCCUCCCUCCUUAGCCCACCCUUGCUCUUUCUAAUUCUCACACCUCCUUCCUUGCCAAUCACAAGCAUUACAUCUGGGGAAUUUCCCCUUGGUCGGGCUCUUCCCUGUGAAGUUUCCUAAUUGAUGUCACUUUGGUGACAAGUCUCUGAGUUACAAGCACCAGAGAAAUUGCUCUACAUCAAAUGAUGCACCUUCAAACUGUUAAAAAGCCCAGCAUUCCCAGAGGUAUCCAGGUUCCCAAUUGCUUUGUGAUGAGAACAGAACAAAAAGUAAAUGUGAAAUGUCUCCAGUGGCCUAUGUUCUAUAAUCUAUCAACAUGGAAUGUUUUUUCUUGCUCUGAAACUACCUGGAUAUUUCCUAUUUGAAAUAAAAUUGGUGGCUUUUUUUUUUUUAA
Messenger RNA from Mirounga angustirostris (Northern elephant seal), 4133 nucleotides. RefSeq names its product aquaporin 9 (gene AQP9). Gene Ontology annotation, biological process: water transport; glycerol transmembrane transport. The record is from RefSeq and is a predicted model, not a curated record. NCBI's taxonomy places the organism in Eukaryota, Metazoa, Chordata, Mammalia, Carnivora, Phocidae. Bases 1046 to 1933 code for a protein of 295 amino acids. The transcript has 6 exons. Gene Ontology annotation, molecular function: water channel activity; glycerol channel activity; urea transmembrane transporter activity. Gene Ontology annotation, cellular component: plasma membrane; basolateral plasma membrane.